AUGGAGGCUGUAACUUGGAGCGAAGUUUCGUACAGGCAGGCGCCGCUGCCGAAGCUCAGGAUCGCGCAAGAGUGUCCUAGAAGAGACUCUCUGAGCUCAUCGAGAACCCAGGACUCGGGAUACAUUAGUGACCCAGACAUCUCAUUGUCUCCACUUGAUUUUGUUAGCCCGCAUAUACCUCAUACAUCGUCUGACUUCACCUAUGACUCGUCAGCACUGUUCGAUGUGAAGGAAGUCGCAUUAUCCAGGACGAAACGGUUGGCUGUCACGACAUUAAACCCUAUUCAAGCAAAGAAGCACAAGACGACCCAGGAAAUUGCUUCAACCCCCAGGAUCGAAUUCACGAGUAAUCCGACGCUUAUCGAGACUCCAGCAGACGUGACCCGUAACUACUGUACAGCAGGAUUCAAGCAGUCAACUAAAGAGUCUUCGCGCAACGAAAACAUCGAGAUUUGGGUGAAGGACAACCUCCAUCCACACGAUCGGCCAAAGGAAAGGAAUCUUUCGAUUGCAUCAUUGGACUCUACUGGAAGCUGCGACAUGUAUUCCAACACUGAUGACAAUAGCGAUGACGAGCACGGCAACAGUGCCGCAUCUAGCACGCUACCGAAGGCAACACUGAAAACGAUCGAACUCAUCAUGAGGAAGAUCGAAGUCAACCUCGGCUAUGCUGCAUGCAUGCAGUGCGCCGGGGGUCACACAUCUCGAACGCAAGGCGGUGCCAACGUUUCGCGUGGCAGCCGUUCUUCUCAAGCAUCCAACGGCAAGCGCAAAGCACGUUCGGACGAAAGUCUUCCACCCGAUGACCCUGACGAGGACGAUGCCAAAAGGCGUCGAGUGUCAGUUACCACCACCACCGAGGACUCAGAGACCGGACCCCGCUUUGCGUUGACUCGCCUACCGAAGAAUCGCGCCGUUUCCGCCGCGAAUUACUUGAACGUGUGCGGCAAGAGCUCUUCGCAACAGCUGAACGGGAGCCUGGGCCAGUCGAGCAAAGACUACUGCGUCAAGUAG
This is a messenger RNA of Didymosphaeria variabile, 1014 nucleotides long. RefSeq lists its product as uncharacterized. Bases 1 to 1014 code for a protein of 337 amino acids. The transcript is spliced from 3 exons. The record is from RefSeq and is a predicted model, not a curated record. Lineage: Eukaryota; Fungi; Ascomycota; Dothideomycetes; Pleosporales; Didymosphaeriaceae.